AUGAACGCGCCAGACAGAUUCGAACUCUUUCUGCUGCCUGAGGGAGAAGCCAAACUCAAAGUCGACCCAGAUACCAAGGCUCCAAACGCAGUAAUUGUCACGUUUGAAAAAGAAGACCACACACUGGCAAAUCUGAUACGGGGUGAGCUACUGGAAGACCAGAAAGUGCUGUUUGCUGCAUACAAAGUAGAGCAUCCUUUGUUUGCGCAGUUCAAAAUGAGAAUUCAAACUGUAGAGGGCUACGACCCCAAAGAGGCUCUGAAGAACGCGUGCAACGGGAUCAUCUCGAAACUGGGCCAGCUGCAGUCGAACUUUGAAACAGAAUGGAACCUCCAAACGCUGGCGUCGGAAGACAACUACGCGAUGUAG
Molecule: messenger RNA, 369 nt
Organism: Lachancea sp. 'fantastica'
Lineage: Eukaryota; Fungi; Ascomycota; Saccharomycetes; Saccharomycetales; Saccharomycetaceae
Source: the annotation of a GenBank genome assembly